AAGCAGCAUUGGCAUUGACCAUGUCAGGAGUAUUGGGUGGGGCAACCAAAGGUCUGGCAGGCUGGGCUGUGUCUUCGAUCGGUGCUCGCUUUGCGUCACCAGUUGGCGAUAUUACUUCUCCUCCGGCUGUUAUCAGCACACCCUCAUUCUCUCCAACAACAGUUGAAAAUUCGGCAACAAGCAACCAGCUUUUCAAACCACAGCCAGCAGUAAAUUAUAAUAACAAUAGUAGCUAUGGAGUAGAAGAAGAAGAAGAGAAUGGAGGAGGCUGGGGUGAUGAUGAACCACUGGAAGAUUUACAAGACACAUGGGAGCCUUUGGAGACUGCAAAGUCAGAACCACUCUAUACAAUGUCUGUUUCUCCUAAAAAGACAAUGGGCUCAUUUGGCUCAACGUCCAUGGCCCACAAGGCAGGAACUUCGAUGCAACUUGGAGGAGCAGGAGCAGGAGUAGGUGGAUCAAAGAAGGUUGAUUAUAGUAUAGAGCCAGACACAGAUAGUUUCUUCAAGUCAGUAGCAGCAGCAGCAGCAACAACAACAACUACUACUACUACUACAGCAACAACUGUGAGAGACUCGCAGCAGGGAUCAAGUGCACAGAGUGUAGCUGACCGAAAAGCGGAAAUGGAACGAAGGAGAGAUGAGCGCAGAUUGAGAUUGGCUGAGCUUCGAGACAAGAAAAAGUCUGGCAUUGGGGCCAAAAAGAUAUAAAAUCAAUAAAACCAAUAAAACAAUAAAAAUACACAUUUAUAUGCAGACC
Messenger RNA from Phycomyces blakesleeanus NRRL 1555(-), 759 nucleotides. RefSeq lists its product as hypothetical. The transcript has a single exon. NCBI's taxonomy places the organism in Eukaryota, Fungi, Mucoromycota, Mucoromycetes, Mucorales, Phycomycetaceae. The coding region runs from base 21 to 710 and encodes 229 amino acids. The record is from RefSeq and is a predicted model, not a curated record.